Phlebotomus papatasi is the source of this 2142-nucleotide messenger RNA. RefSeq names its product Y+L amino acid transporter 2 (gene mnd). The coding region runs from base 556 to 2037 and encodes 493 amino acids. Gene Ontology annotation, biological process: amino acid transmembrane transport. Gene Ontology annotation, cellular component: membrane. The record is from RefSeq and is a predicted model, not a curated record. The transcript has 4 exons. Lineage: Eukaryota; Metazoa; Arthropoda; Insecta; Diptera; Psychodidae. Gene Ontology annotation, molecular function: L-amino acid transmembrane transporter activity.
GAAUCGCGUAUAGAUUUCGCUGGCCAAAUAUAAAUGUAUGCGAUAUUCGUGAAAGAGCAUUUGUAUAGCUGGCCCAUGCUGAAUAUUCCAACUUCAGUUCCAUUUCACUCUUGGGUCUGACAACGCAGCAAAAUUUCAUUGAGUGCUUCCCUCGAGACGUGGCUAAAUAAUUCCCUUCCUCUCUCCACGUUUUAAGUGCCCAACAAUAGUGAUGUUUUUAGUAAAUUUAGAAAGCCCUUUAACCUACCACGUGCUUUCUUUCGGAUCAUUUGGCGGGAAGAUGUUCUGAGAACAAAUUCCAGGAAGUGCGUUAGUUUUUUUUUUUGGUUGCCGAACUAACUUUUUGUUGCCUUGCUGUAUAAUGAUGGAUCAUUUAAAUCUGUGCUGAUCUGUGGGGUUAAUUUAAAUAAAGUGGACUCGAUGCUCAUACCAUUGAUGACUUGAAUUGCGUGAUUUUCAUGUUGUUGAUCUCUUAAAACAAAAAAAUAAUAAUCCUACAAAUUAUCAAAGUGCGCCAAACAUUGAUUCCUUCUGGUACUUCAAGAACCCCGUACAAUGGCUAAAAUAUCCGCCUCGGAAAGUACACUUCAGCCCCGAAUCAGUUACACAGAAGAUGCACCUGAAGACAGCACAAGCAACGAUGGGGUAAAAAUGAAGAAGGAACUGGGUCUGCUGGAUGGCGUGGCCAUCAUUGUGGGCGUCAUUAUUGGCGCUGGGAUUUUUGUAUCGCCCAAAGGUGUCCUCCUGUACAGUGGUUCCAUCGGUCAGGCCCUUAUUGUGUGGAUCCUUUCGGGCGUCCUCAGUAUGGUUGGUGCCCUAUGCUAUGCAGAACUAGGCACAAUGAUACCCAAAUCCGGAGGUGAUUAUGCUUACAUUGGUGUGGCAUUUGGUCCCCUGCCAGCAUUCCUGUACCUUUGGGUGGCUCUACUGAUUCUGGUGCCCACAGGAAAUGCAAUAACUGCCCUCACAUUUGCCCAAUAUCUCCUGCAACCCUUCUAUCCCAAUUGUGAUGCUUCCCUGGAUGCUGUGAGACUCCUGGCAGCUGUAAUUACAUGUCUUCUCACCACAAUCAAUUGCUACAAUGUGAAGUGGGUAGCUCGUGUCACGGACAUUUUUACAGGAAUGAAAAUUCUGGCACUGCUGGUGAUUGUGGCAGUGGGAAUAUGGUACCUCUUUGGUGGAAACACCCAAAAUUUAGAAAAUCCAAUGGCGGGAUCGAGUUCAUCGCCUGGAUACAUUGCCCUGGCCUUCUACAAUGGCCUCUUCUCCUACUCGGGCUGGAAUUAUCUCAAUUUUGUGACUGAAGAACUCAAGAAUCCCUACAGGAAUCUCCCACGAGCGAUAUGCAUCAGCAUGCCACUCGUUACUAUUAUUUAUGUCAUCACCAAUGUAGCUUAUUUUGCUGUUCUCUCAACGGAUGAGAUUCUGUCGUCAUUGGCUGUGGCUGUAACCUUUGCAGAUAAGAUGCUGGGCUAUGCAGCCUGGGUAAUGCCUCUGUUUGUUGCCUGUUCCACCUUUGGAUCCCUCAAUGGAGCCAUCUUUGCUUCCUCGCGGUUAUUCUUUGUUGGUGCUCGAAAUGGCCAUCUUCCAGCUGCAAUUUCUCUCAUUAACAUCAAUUACUUGACUCCUGUGCCUUCCCUCAUCUUUUUGUGCAUAAUCACACUCGUGCUUCUGUUCAUCGAUGAUGUUUACGCAUUGAUCAACUACGUCAGUUUUGUGGAGGCACUCUUCAUCCUCAUCUCCAUUUCUGGGCUUCUGUAUUUGCGCAAGACACAACCAGAUGCCAAAAGGCCAAUUAAGGUCAACCUCAUUCUACCGCUCACAUUCCUCCUCACAUGUGGCUUCCUCGUGAUUUCCUCGUGCUACGUGUCCCCCUUUGAGGUGGGCAUCGGAACAGCAAUUAUUCUGUCCGGAAUACCUGUAUACUAUGCCACAAUUCAUCAUCCAAUCGCAGGAUUGGAAGCAGCAUCGCAGAAAUUGAACAAUUUCUGCGCCAAACUCUUCGUCUGUAUGCCAAAUACAGAGAAAAUUGACUGAUAUUUGGGAUGAUCGGCUGAGCCAACCCUCACAGCUAAAUAUAAUGCUAUUACAAAUUAUAUUUGAAUAAAGAUAAAAAAAUGGCGGGAAAUUUUCAUUACAAAA